Atta colombica is the source of this 2186-nucleotide messenger RNA. RefSeq names its product WD repeat-containing protein 82 (gene Wdr82). Gene Ontology annotation, molecular function: chromatin binding; protein binding. The record is from RefSeq and is a predicted model, not a curated record. The transcript has a single exon. The coding region runs from base 592 to 1539 and encodes 315 amino acids. Gene Ontology annotation, cellular component: Set1C/COMPASS complex. Lineage: Eukaryota; Metazoa; Arthropoda; Insecta; Hymenoptera; Formicidae.
CGAAUUCACCGCUACCGAUUGGGGACACAGAGAGCGAGGAAUACGCUCACGAGUCCCAGGUACAGUACACUCGCAGGAAACGACAAAUUUUCCCGGCCGAUCGGUUGGCAAGAUUUGUACGCGUACAUACGUGCAGUGCUUUGGUGUUACGGUCGGCGGUCCCGCUGACGGCGUCCGUUUCACGGAAAGAAGGGAAGCCACGUCGGCGGAGUCCACGGUGAACGAUUGCGAGAGAGUAUUAAGAGAUCUGCGGUGAUAAGGACGGUGCGCGGGGAUUCCUCGCCCGCGUCCCGGUGGACAGCCCGCCUCCUCCCCUUCUCCCCCCCCUUCUCCUGUCCCGACUCUCUCUACUUGGACCGUAUUCGCGGCCACCUCAAUCUCUCUCUCAGCGAUCUCCGCGGUGACACGCGAGUCUCUGCUUUCCCUCCUCCUUCGCGAGGGGGCAACUUGGCGGCCGCGUCCGCAUCCGCGACCCACGCCCGGCCUCCGUGCCCGGCGGUCUUCGCACCCGGUCACAGCACAAACACAGAGAUUGUGGAGUCCAGGAAGUUAAGGGGACGGCACGAGAGGGAGGACGCGCCGUCCAUCACCAUGAAGCUCGUCGACCACGUGGUGAGGAGCUUCAAGGUGGCCAAGGUAUUCCGCGAGAACACAGAUCGGAUAAACAGUAUCGAUUUCUCGCCGAAUGGCGACACUCUGAUCUCCUGCUCGGAGGAUGACCAGAUCGUCAUAUAUGACUGCGAGAAGGGUACCCAGGUACGGACAGUCAACUCCAAGAAAUACGGCGUCGACUUGAUACACUUCACCCACGCAAAAAACACCGCGAUACACAGCAGUACCAAGGUCGACGACACGAUCCGUUAUCUCAGUUUACAUGACAACAAGUAUAUACGUUACUUUCCUGGUCACUCGAAAAAGGUAGUGUCACUAUGUAUCAGUCCUAUCGAGGAUACUUUCCUCUCUGGUUCCUUAGACAAAUCUCUGAGACUGUGGGACUUACGCUCACCAAAUUGUCACGGAGUGAUGAAUGUCUCAGGACGGCCAGUAGCAGCAUAUGAUCCCGAAGGUCUUAUCUUUGCAGCUGGAGUCAAUUCAGAAAGUAUCAAGCUGUAUGAUCUACGUAGCUUUGAUAAAGGUCCAUUUGUUACCUUCAAGCUGUCGCAAGAGAAAGAGUGUGAUUGGACUGGAUUGAAGUUCAGCAGAGACGGCAAGACCAUCUUGAUCUCUACUAACGGUAGUACGAUUCGUUUAAUUGACGCUUUUCAUGGUACACCCUUACAGACUUUUGCUGGACAUCUCAACAACAAGGGAAUUGCCAUUGAGGCCAGUUUUAGUCCGGAUUCCCAAUUUGUGUUCAGUGGCUCCACAGAUGGUAGGGUUCAUGUGUGGAACGCGGAGACCGGUUACAAAGUUUGCGUGUUGAAUGGUGAUCAUCCAGCACCGGUGCAGUGUAUCCAGUUCAAUCCCAAGUACAUGAUGUUAGCGUCUGCAUGCACCAACAUGGCUUUCUGGCUACCCACCAUCGAUGAAAAUGCAUAAGACUAAUUUACAAGAAAUGCAGAGCGAGAUGCCAGAAUCUAUACUUCGUGAAGGAGAGGUAAAGAGAGAAGGAAGAGAAAACGGAAGAGAGGCAGUCAGUUGAGAAUAAUAAUCAGAGGAUGUUUAUAACUUGUUUGAGUGAAUUCAUUUACAACAAAACAAAAUUGCAUUUACAUUAUGCGUACAAAACUGGAAUAGCUGUUGUACGGCAUACCAGUUCUGAAACGUAUCCGAGGGAGCAAGCAAGACGUCACGAAAGAAAUCGACAGCUGGACCAUCGCUUAUACAUUCGUGUUUCGAAAAGGUCCACGUGGAAUACAACUUUCCAUCAUCGUUGUUAUUGGCGUUAUUGUCUUCAUUAUAUCAAUAUACGAAGAUCCAUGUUUUGUUUUCAAGACAUUUCGAAUGUCUUGUAUAAGUAGCCUCUUCCUACGUAUCUGUGUGUCAUCGGUUAAUGAUACGUGAAAUGAAUGUUACAUGUCGGAAGAGGUCAGCAUCUUUGGAUUUCGUCCGUUCCUGGGCAAUCGACCGUUUUGCCCGAUUGUGUUCGAGAAAAUUAUUGUAGAAUUUCGUCGCGCUAGUUGUUGCGAAAAUACACCUGCAAUGUAGAACGAUGUACUAUUUAAAAGCAAUUACCGUCUACGAGA